ACCAAAAUUGUGGUUACCAUGGCAACGGAAAUAGUGAAAACGGGACCUAACUGUGUUGCUUGCAAUACUCGGUCACUUGUUUUAUUUGGUAUUUACUGUUUGCUUACAUGUUAUUUCAGUGGAUUCCCAAGUCAAAGACAGACUGACUUGCAACAAGAUCUUGGCAUUCAUUUGUAAACUAAACUAGCAUUUUGGAACGCUAUAUAGAUGGCUGAUUUGCUUCACAUUGAUUCAUCCAGGGAUGGUACUAGAUGCCUUAACCCACUCAGAGUCUAUGUUGUGCAUGCUGAGGAACCAAGACAGUACAGAAAUGCUAGUAACAGAGAGAUGAAUGUUAUCGAAGCGGUGGUGGCUGAUACUGCUUCCUACCGUAAAAUGUCGGUAUACAAUAAAGCAUCUUUUCCUUUCAUCAAAACUGGACAUUCACUUAUGCUGGUGAACUUUAUUUCAAAACCCACUGAACUGGUGAUAACCAAUGACUGUAAAGUGUUAAUGAUCCCUAAGAUUGAAGUCUCAGAGUCUGUCAAGCAACAGGGUAUGGACAUGGCAAAACAGCUGUCAGGAAGCUACAAUGCACCAACGAUGACUAUUGCUGAGGUGGAAGGAAAACAUGAGGGGACAGUAUUCACCUUAACAGCUGAAGUCACAGAGAUAGACGAUGCCACCCUUGUUAAAACCAUGUCUAACGCUGAGAUAUAUGUCAGAAACGGUUAUCUCGGUGACACUACAUCAGGUAUAGCAUUUGCCUUCUGGAGGAAUGUGGCAGAGACAGAGCUAAACGUUGGAGAUACUGUUCACAUUGCCAAUGCAGUACGUUCAGUUACAUCUGAUGGUCAGCCUAAAUUAACAGGAAGAAAGUACACAACUGUUACGAAGCUUGAUGUCUCACCAUUCACAUCUGUCAUUAGACCAAAACAAACAGGAUCAAAAACAGCAAGUGUCAUAGGAUUAUCAUCCUUCAAGAAAUAUGAAAGCUGUCCAAACAAAACUUGUUUUGGAAAAAAGCUACUUAACAACACAUGCCCAAACUGCAAAAAAAAAACAUACAAUGGAAAAGAAUCCACGAUGUCGGUAGUUUGCAGUGUUAUGCUAGAGGAUGAUGAACAUAACUUUGAUCAAGUCACUUUGUUCACCAAACAGGUCACAGAGAUUUCUUCCCUUGACUUAACCAAAAGUGAACAAUCAUUGCAAGAAGACUUUGUGAAGUGCCUGCCUUGAAAAAUAAACUACACAAAGAGCCCCAAAAAAGACAGCACUAUUGUGCAGUUGAGAAAAUGUUGACUUCCUGAACCACAGAGGAACUAUAACUGUUCCUGUUGACAAUUACAGUUUAAAAAA
Mercenaria mercenaria is the source of this 1338-nucleotide messenger RNA. RefSeq lists its product as uncharacterized. NCBI's taxonomy places the organism in Eukaryota, Metazoa, Mollusca, Bivalvia, Venerida, Veneridae. Bases 208 to 1218 code for a protein of 336 amino acids. The record is from RefSeq and is a predicted model, not a curated record. The transcript is spliced from 4 exons.